GACGCAGAACUUCUCAGCUGUUUUUCAGGCAACGGCUACAUUGUCAAUCGACUGUCCAACCGUCCAAUCACCAGUACAGAAGAGGAGGUCCGUUUAUGGUUUCAAACAAGACAGCCGAAUUCUAGCCUGUUUCAUGUCGGUAGCGACAAUCGAGGGUUAAGUAUCCAUAUCCUGAAUGGUUGGCCCCAUAUUUGGUUACAACUUCCGGACACAGAGAGACUGCAGUCUGAAGGAAGAGUGGAUAGGCAGAUUAUCGCAGCCAGGAACUCUUGGUCACCGGAAUCUGGUGUAGCUGGCAUCAUUCAGCUGAACUUGCACGUACGACCAGGAAGGUAUGAAAGCAGCAGACUGGAUGACAAUCAAUGGCACGAAUUGAUCUUGAUACGACAAAACAAGCAGCUAGUGCGUAUGAACCAGAGAAUAUCAAACAAAGCAUUCGUCACUUUCGAGAAAUACACUCAGUCGCAAAUCACUUUGGUCUUCACGAGAGACUCAACUGAAUCUCUCGUUUAUGGUAUUCUACAACUGAAUGUGCUGGACACAGGCCGCCUCAUGUUUCAGUUGGCACGAUAUUGGAGAUAUCGCAGUAUAGUUGCAUACAGGAAGCUACUCACAAGAAAAUUCGCCGAUCUUCGCUUGAUCUAUGGUUUGCCCCAACUUGCUUCAUUAAUCACACCAAAG
This is a messenger RNA of Opisthorchis viverrini, 681 nucleotides long. RefSeq lists its product as hypothetical. The annotation marks the transcript as partial. Lineage: Eukaryota; Metazoa; Platyhelminthes; Trematoda; Opisthorchiida; Opisthorchiidae. The transcript is spliced from 4 exons. The record is from RefSeq and is a predicted model, not a curated record.